GAAUAUGUACUCAAUUAUAUGUCUUCUUCCCUCUUCCACUUCCAUCAGGGAAGCUGUGUGGAAAAUCCGAACCAUUUGGAAGAUGGCAACCAAGCGGACAGAACCAGUUACCAUCAUUAGCCUUCGGAAGUUGAGCCAGGAGACUCCAGAACCACAGCCAAAAGAGCCAAAGACGUUCACUGUGGAAGAUGCCGUGGAGACCAUUGGCUUCGGACGUUUCCACAUCGCCCUGUUUCUGAUCAUGGGUAGCACUGGGAUUGCCGAGGCCAUGGAGAUCAUGUUAAUAGCAGUUGUUUCUCCUGUCAUCCGCUGUGAAUGGCAGCUGGAGAACUGGCAGGUGGCAUUAGUGACCACGAUGGUGUUUUUCGGCUACAUGAUAUGCAGCAUCCUCUUUGGCCUCCUGGCUGACCGAUAUGGCCGCUGGAAGGUUUUGUUCCUGUCGUUCCUGUGGGGAGCCUACUUCUCCUUGCUGACCUCGUUCUCUCCCUCGUACAUCUGGUUUGUCUUCCUGCGGAUGAUGGUUGGCUGUGGCGUGUCUGGCCAUGCACAAGGGCUAAUCAUAAAGACUGAAUUUUUGCCUACAAAAUAUCGAGGCUACAUGCUCCCCUUGUCUCAGGUGUUCUGGCUGGCGGGCUCCCUGCUCAUCAUCGGCCUGGCCUCCGUGGUGAUCCCCACCGUUGGGUGGCGCUGGCUUAUCCGCAUCGCCUCCAUUCCUGGCAUCGUCCUCAUCUUGGCCUUCAAGUUUAUUCCUGAAUCUGCUCGGUUCAAUGUCUCCACCGGGAACACGCAGGCUGCCCUGGCCACGCUGGAGCGUAUUGCCAAGAUGAACCGCUCCGUCAUGCCGGAGGGGAGGCUGGUGGAGCCCACCCUGAAAAAAAGAGGAAGAUUUGCAGAUCUGUUGGAUGCCAAAUAUUUAAGGACCACGUUACAGAUCUGGGUCAUAUGGCUGGGCAUCUCUUUCGCCUACUAUGGGGUCAUCUUGGCCAGCGCUGAGAUGCUGGAGCGGGACCUGGUCUGUGGUUCUCAGUCUGAGUCUGAAGUGGUGGUGACCGUGGGGGUCUCAGAGGAGAGCCAGAGCCCCUGUCACUGCCACAUGUUUGCGCCCUCCGACUACCAGACCAUGAUCAUCAGCACCAUUGGGGAAAUUGCUUUGAAUCCUUUAAAUAUCCUGGGCAUUAAUUUCCUGGGCAGACGGCUGAGCCUUUCCAUCACCAUGGGAUGCACGGCUGUCUUCUUCCUUCUCCUCAAUAUUUGCACUUCAAGUGCUGGCCUCAUCGGCUUCCUCUUCAUGCUGAGGGCUUUGGUGGCAGCCAAUUUCAAUACCAUCUAUAUUUACACUGCUGAGGUCUACCCUACCACGAUGCGUGCUUUGGGGUUGGGAACCAGUGGCUCCUUGUGUCGCAUUGGUGCAAUGGUGGCGCCAUUUAUAUCCCAGGUUCUUAUGAGCGCGUCACUGCUGGGAGCCCUGUGUCUCUUCUCAUCUGUCUGUGUCGUAUGUGCCAUUUCUGCAUUUACUCUCCCCAUUGAGACCAAAGGACGGGCUCUACAGCAAGUUAAAUGAAAACCUGCAAACCUAUGUCUGUCUACUGGAGAAGAAAAUGCAUUUUAUCUUCACAAGGACCUGUGGUACAUUUUUAAAAACCUGGUUUUGUUUCUGUAUGCUACUUGUUAAUUAAGAAACUGAUUAUUUUUAAAAAGUAAGGCACACAAGGAUAAGGUGGGUUAACUGCAGACUGAUCUCUUCCCUAAGAGCCAAUAUUAUAGAGGAAACUUUUAUAAAAUAUACUUUAAGAUUGGAAAUCUUACCUUAAGAAAGGUAUGUCUGUGGCAGAUGAGUAGGGGGCGGGUGGCUUUUCUUCCCUGACAUCAAGUCUGUUAAUCUUUAAAUGAAUAAAUAAUUCUCAGACAAAACACACGUAUACUUGGUAUUCUCCCAUAAGGUCUACAGCAAAAGUUAGACUGAAAUUUAUCGCUAAGGCAAGAACUUGGGGUGAUUGCAUUAAGGCUUUCAAAACAGUCAGUCAUCAAAUAUAAAUUAGCACAUUUAUUUAAGUUGUGGCCUCCACAGUUUAUUAAUGAAAAUUGCUUAUUCAUAAACCAGUAUGCUUAAGUUAGUAUGAGUCUCUAUCAAAAACAUUCAUACUAACAGAGAAUCACCAAGAAGCUGGGGAUAAACUAAUUUUUCCUAGAUAUUCUGUUUCUACUCCAAUUUCAUUAAUUUACAGGGGAAUCUUUGAUUCUCAUGGUGUGAUAAAAAUAAAUGGAGAGUGCAGCACGCUUUCCUACAUCUGCCCUUUGUUGGGCAACCGCGGCAUGCAGCUCAGGCCCGUGGCACAUCGCACUCUGCUAGGUGAGGUACGCUGUGCAAACACCUCAGGCUUUUAGAUUUUUAUUUCUGUUCAGACUUAUUGUGGAGACUUCUGAAAAUGCCGACCCCAAGGCUUGGCUCACCUACUUCUCUCGUAAUCACAAUGAUGUGUCCCUGUACUAGCAAACUAAACACUCGAGGCUUUUCAAACUACAUAUGGUCUGUCACUUUUUUCCUCCACAAGCCUUCAAAAAAGUAAAAACAAUCAACCAAGAACAAAAAAACAUUCUUAGUCAUGAGGCUGUAUGAAAGCAGGCCAGAGGUUGCACUUGGUCAACAGGGCAUAGUUUUGUUGAAAUAAAUUUCUAGGCCCAAGAUGGAGUCCCUCCUUCCUGGGGUGCCACAUCAGCACACCCAAACUUAGCUUUUGUGUCCCUGUAAAUGCUCUGCUUGACCAGAAACACAAUACAAUCAGCCAAACUCCAAGCCGACUCUGGGGUCUCUACUCACUUCCUUAUUCUUUAUCCUGUAAAUGUUUCCUGCCUUCUGCCCCCCUGUUGCAUUCUUCUGGACAUUUGGGAACACAGACUGCCCGCUUCAGUGUUUAAUUAAUCAUUUUUAACAGUUUUUGGCAACAAGGAUGGGAUCCGAAGCGGACUGCUAACGGCCUGCGGGGCGGGACGAGACACACAGGCGAGGCAUCGCCCUCUGAACCCUUUGAGUUCACUGUUCCUCUCGUCAAAACCGAGGGCCGUGGGUAAGUCACUCUCGGAUUUGAGCUCUGCUCCCUUGCAUGUAGCUCUCCAAUCCACUUUACUUAAAAAUAUACAUUGUUCCCAGAAAGGUUCCAGGACAGUUAAUUGGGAGUCUGCAACAAGUGGUAGCUGUUAGGGAACUCAUCGAGGUAAGUCCACUACAUAAACUAAAUUGCUGGGAGACUUGGGGAAAUCAACCUAGAGUUUAUAAGCUGUUGGUUAAAACAAUCUUAAGUGGGCACAGGUCAAGUACUUACAGGACGGUAAAGCGCUCACUACCUAAAUCUGAGACUUCCGUACUAGUAUAAGUCAGACUGAUACUAGGUCACCUGCCAACCUCAGGAAAAAUUCCAUGGAACAAGGUACACUGUAGAACACCACAUAACUCCCAACCCAGCAGCAUAUUCCCUUAGGUAUUUAUUUGGCUCCAAGAGAUGCAAGGCGUAGCUAAAGAAAUGGGAUCCUCAAGUUUCAAAGAACAGAGUGUUUCACUUUCUGGCAUACCUGCUUAUUUUAUGUCUCAGAACUGUGCAUCUGGGAACUGUAGAUAUCUACAAAAAUGGCAAAAUCUUACUAAAACAACCUAAAAUUAAAAUGGCCAUUAUGAGGAAUGUUCCAAUUAGACAAGAUCGUUCAUUUAAGAAGUGCACUUGAAAGUAAAGAGUCCCAAAUCAACCACCAGAAUGGAAUACCUAUUGUAACUGGUAUGCAGAAGCCCACCAAAUGCGUCAAAAUUCCAAAAUAGCUUCAUUGAAAACGCUACUGAAAAAUUAACGACACCGGGAGUACCACAAACAAGACCAUAAGACUGACGUGACUCCUGCUCCCCUCUGUCGUCCUUUACCUGCAUACUCAUAAGCCUACUAAUGCUCGAUCUGAGCUGUCUGUCCACUCUGAAGAGACCACAAGACCGUCUACAAGUCCAGGAAGUUACAGCUGUACAGCUCCAAAGCUAGAAACCGGUGUCUCAUUUGGAAUCAACUGGGACUCUGGAGAAUGUCUUGAAGGUUCUGUCACAUCCUUCCACAACAACUUCAACACCCCCUAUCUCAAAGGAGGGCCAUUUCUAGUGACGCCCUUAAACAGCCAAGGAGAAACUAAAUGGAAAACCUUGCCAAAUUCUGGUAGAAACCAGAGCUAUACCCUCUAAACUCACUCUGGAGCCUGUAGAUGGGUGCCUGGGAAAAUGAGCAGAAGCUGGUGAAGAGUGAGACUUCAUACCAAAGUCAGCUCCCCUUGAUCACUAUAGUGCCUGGUCAAGAGACGAAACAUCAUUCAAACAACUACAUAACUUUCUGUAUUUGCUUCAAAGUCACUUUGGUUAAACAGAUAUUUUGAAAAAAUUCCCCCAAAUGAUUCUAAAGUAAGUCUUUUUGACCUUGAACUAAUUUGAAGUGUUCCAGGGAUCCUCUGGACAAAUCCUAAAAUGUUAUGUUGUCUCUCCUUAUGCAGUUGACCCCUGAACAACGCAGGAGGGUUAGGGGUACCGAUACCCCC
Molecule: messenger RNA, 4560 nt
Organism: Rhinolophus ferrumequinum (greater horseshoe bat)
Lineage: Eukaryota; Metazoa; Chordata; Mammalia; Chiroptera; Rhinolophidae
Gene: SVOPL
Product: SVOP like
Exons: 15
Coding region: 5-1561 (518 amino acids)
Biological process (GO): transmembrane transport
Cellular component (GO): membrane
Molecular function (GO): transmembrane transporter activity
Source: RefSeq, a predicted model, not a curated record